AUGGCAGACAGCUCAAGCACACAAGAGUCUCGAGAUGAAGGCCUCGAGAGUCGCGACGACAUCCCGUUGAAAGAGUCUGGAAGUGACCAGAGUACUGAAGAAGCAAAUGAUGAUUAUCCGUCAAUUUUGAAACUUGUACCUAUUUUGAUUGGACUGUGCUUCCAGUCCAUAUGCAUUGCCUUAGAUAAUACCAUCCUUGGAACCGCAGUGCCAAAGAUUACGGAGGAGUUCAACUCACUCGAAGACCUCUCAUGGUACGCAAGUGCCUAUCUGUUGACGACAUGCGCUGUAACUCUCCCUUUCGGCAAGAUUUACACUCAUUUUUCCACCAAAUGGACGUAUAUGACAGCUCUGGCGCUGUUCGAGAUAGGCUCCUUGAUCUGCGCCGUGACACCUACAUCAAAAGGUCUAAUAUUUGGAAGAGCCAUUGCUGGAAUUGGGUCUGGCGGACUAUCCCCGGGUGCUUUACUUGUCCUUGCGACCAGUUUGCCACUUCACCGUCGGGCAUUGUACAUGGGAAUUAUAGGCAGCACAAGUGGCAUUGCCACCAUUACUGGGCCGCUACUAGGAGGAAUAUUUACGGACAAAGUCAGCUGGAGGUGGUGUUUCUACAUCAACCUUCCCCUCGGAGCUAUUACAGGGAUCUUCAUUAUUCUUUUCUUCAAGGACAAACCAACGAGUAACACUCAGCCCUUAAGCCUCACACAACUGAGGAAGAUGGAUCCAAUUGGUUUUCUCAUUUUCAUUCCUGCCGUUGUCUCCAUUCUGUUGACGCUCCAAUGGGGUGGCAUUGAAUACGACUGGGGAAAUGCGCGCGUCGUUGUUCUUUGUGUCCUCUUCGGAGUUUGUGCGGUCAUGUGGUGCUUUGUCCAAUUUUGGAAACAAGACAAUGCUACUGUGCCCCCUCGCCUGCUUAAAGAUCGCAAUGUCUAUGGUGCAGUCAUUCAUGCAACGUUCUUGGGUGGCUCGUUCUUUGUGUUUGGCUACUAUCUGCCAGUUUGGUUCCAAGCGAUCAAAGAAGUUUCAGCCUCCGAGUCUGGAGUCAAUAACCUUCCACUGGUUGUGGCGAUGAUCCUUUUCUCUGCCCUCGGAGGUCUGCUAGUAAACCUAACUGGCUACUACACUCCACUUAUGUUCGCCGGCAGCGCUUUUCUUACCAUUGGAUCCGGCCUUUGCACAACUCUUAGAGUUGACACGGGAUACGGCAAAUGGAUUGGAUACCAAGUCAUAAUAGGCAUCGGGGCCGGCCUCGGGUUUCAACAGUGCAUCAAUGCACUCCAGACAGUCCUGCAAGUCCACGAUAUCCCAAUUGGUAUUGCUAUCAUCACAUUUGCGCAGAGUCUGAGUGGGGCUAUUUUUAUCUCAAUUGCGCAGAACGUUUUCCAGAACAGGCUUGUGGCAAGUAUUUCUAUGUAUGCUCCAAGUAUUAGCCCCGCUGUGAUUAUCAAGGGAGGGGCGGCGAAUUUGUCGAGAAGACUGCCUGAAGAUGCCCUCCCUUCAGUGCUUCACGCCUACAAUAUUGCGGUCACACAGACUUUUUAUGUGUCUGUGGGCGCGGCAGCGCUCUCCUUCCUGGGCGCGGGUUUCGUUGAAUGGAGGUCCAUGAGAAAGCCACAGAAAAUAUAG
Molecule: messenger RNA, 1626 nt
Organism: Penicillium lagena
Lineage: Eukaryota; Fungi; Ascomycota; Eurotiomycetes; Eurotiales; Aspergillaceae
Product: MDR family MFS transporter
Exons: 4
Coding region: 1-1626 (541 amino acids)
Biological process (GO): transmembrane transport
Molecular function (GO): transmembrane transporter activity
Source: RefSeq, a predicted model, not a curated record